CGCGGCCGAUCUAUUGGCGGGCAUACGUCACCCAUGUGUCCCGCAAGCAGCCGAUUUCGCACAAUAGACAGUCGAGUUGACAUACGCUGCAAAGUACAAGUACUCGUUCAAUUGGCGAGCGGGCCGUGUAUUCCCAGCUCGUCCUUUUCGUUUGCAUUUUGCUCUAUUUACAUGCUGAUCAUCAUUGUCUCGUUUGCUUAAACAUCUUUCUCUAUAUAUCAUCAUAUCACAUAUCAUAUCCUACACCAUGGCCGUGCCAAUCGUCGACUGGAACGGAAUGCCCCGAGGCGGAACUGGUCUGGAAGCUGCAACGCGACGACACUGGGAGCGCCAAAAGCAAGAAGCCCGAGAGCGGCUGGCGAUGAUGGAGCAGCUGGAAGCCGGGGAAGACGAGGAAGCGAAAGCAGCCAAGCGAGGCUCGGCCGACUCGUCGGAAUCAAACUCGAGCAGCAAUGAUGGGAAGAGUGGCGAGAAACGGCGCAGUUUUUGGAAGUCGCUCAAGGGGGGGAAGAAGAGUGAUAGUAAUGGGUCUUCUUCGUGAUCGUCGCUUGCUUCUUGUCUCUGUGAGAUGAACUGCGUGACUGGUGCAUGUUAGUUAUGGUUAUAAUUCACUACCCUUAAUAAUAAGUCCGAUGAUUCCGACGCCCGAAAACGUUUGAUGAUUAUUCUCGUUCCCUUGCACGAUACGAUAUCGAUACCGUCUUCCGAA
This is a messenger RNA of Aspergillus wentii DTO 134E9, 709 nucleotides long. RefSeq lists its product as uncharacterized. Lineage: Eukaryota; Fungi; Ascomycota; Eurotiomycetes; Eurotiales; Aspergillaceae. Bases 248 to 541 code for a protein of 97 amino acids. The record is from RefSeq and is a predicted model, not a curated record. The transcript has 2 exons.